Molecule: messenger RNA, 1619 nt
Organism: Telopea speciosissima
Lineage: Eukaryota; Viridiplantae; Streptophyta; Magnoliopsida; Proteales; Proteaceae
Product: glucan endo-1,3-beta-glucosidase 14-like
Exons: 4
Coding region: 420-1589 (389 amino acids)
Biological process (GO): carbohydrate metabolic process
Cellular component (GO): plasma membrane
Molecular function (GO): hydrolase activity, hydrolyzing O-glycosyl compounds
Source: RefSeq, a predicted model, not a curated record
GAAGGAAUGAAAGCCAAGUUUCAAGAAGUAACGGAAAGAAGAAAAGGUUUACUUUGUCAGGAGUAAAGGGAAUCGAUUCGAAGCCCCAGUUCCCCAAAGAACAAAACCUCCCGAAAAGGGAAAAUCUUUGGGUUUUAGGUAGAAGGUAAAGAAGGUGUUGGAAUCUUCUUCCUCCUCUUCUUCUUCUAUUCCAUGGCAUGCCAUCAGCAGAAGCAUUGCAUCCAAAGGUGUUGGAGUUGGAGUAAUCUUCGUAGACGUUGUUUCCUUUUCUGGGUUGGCUCUCCUCUUUCUCCACAACAGCCAAACUACAUUUCCCAACCACAACCAUAAUCACAAUCAUCAUAUCACAAUCGAGAUCUGUUUUCUCUCUACUGCGUAAUAGUGUGGAAUUCUCCUUCAGUUGCUCCUCUUCCAAAUCAAUGAGGAUGUUUUCGCGUUUCUUUCUCUGCUUUCUUCCUCUCUUCUUCUCCCUCGGCUUCUUUUCAAAUGUUCUGAUCGUGCAGGCAUUUACUGGGACCUAUGGAAUAAAUUAUGGAAAGAUAGCUGAUAACAUCCCUUCGCCUGAAAAUGUUGUGGUGCUUCUCAAAGCAGCAAAGAUAAAGAAUGUUAGGAUAUAUGAUGCAGAUCAUAGUGUCCUGACGGCUUUUAAAGGUUCUGGGCUUGAAAUAGUGGUUGGACUUGGCAAUGAAUACCUGAAAGACAUUAGUGUGAAUGAAGACCGUGCCCUAGACUGGGUAAAAGAAAAUGUAGAGCCAUUCCUUCCGGGAACACGUAUCCGUGGGAUUGCUGUGGGGAACGAGGUAUUGGGGGGAGAUCAGGAACUCUCGGAGGCUCUUCUGGGUGCAGUAAAGAACGUUUAUAAUGCUCUCGACAAGCUUCAUUUGACUGGUGUGGUUCAGGUCUCAUCUCCGCAUUCACAGGGUGUGUUUGCUAAUUCCUAUCCUCCAUCUGCAUGUGUUUUUAAAGAGAAUUUAGUUCAAUACAUGAAGCCACUUUUGGAGUUCUUCUCACAGAUUGGUACUCCAUUUUUCAUCAAUGCAUACCCCUUUUUGGCCUACAUCAGUGAUCCUGAGCAUAUUGAUCUCAAUUAUGCUCUAUUGCAACCAAACCCUGGGAUUGUUGAUCAGAAGACUAAUCUUCAUUAUAGUAACAUGUUUGAAGCUCAAAUUGAUGCUGCUUAUGCGGCUUUGGAAGCUGCUGGAUUUCCAAACAUGGAAGUUAUAGUUUCAGAGACUGGUUGGGCUUCUCGUGGGGAUGCAAAUGAAGUUGGGGCUACAGCUGCCAAUGCCAGAACUUAUAAUUAUAAUCUCCGUAAACGACUUGCCAAAAAGAAAGGGACGCCUUUCAGGCCAAAGAAAGUGGUAAAGGCAUAUAUAUUUGCCUUGUUUAAUGAGGAUUUGAAGCCUGGGCCAACGUCUGAGAGGAACUUUGGAUUGUUUAAAGCUGAUGGGAGCAUCUCAUACGAUAUUGGGUUUAAAGGGCUCAAGCCUUCGUCAGCAGUAUCUUUGAAGGAUAUUUGGAGACGAGGUUGGACUGCACCCUACUCCAUGGUUUUGAUGACCUGUGCUGCAGUUCUGCUUCUAGCAUAAUGUCGUCAACUAAUUUAUUUGCAAAAUCAA